Messenger RNA from Heterotrigona itama, 3853 nucleotides. The record is from the annotation of a GenBank genome assembly. NCBI's taxonomy places the organism in Eukaryota, Metazoa, Arthropoda, Insecta, Hymenoptera, Apidae.
GAAAAAUUCGUCGAGGCUCAAUCAAAGAUCGACAUGCUUACAUUAAUGCAAUUGGUAAGUUGUUAUAUUUCUUCAAAAAAAUUCUGUAUUCUUUUUUUUUUAUUGUUUCAUAUUUAUUUCCCUACGUUUUUAUAUUACUGUUUUAAUUAUACCUUACUUUUUUGUAUGUACUUCAUUUUUUGACUACUCAUGCAGUCGAUUGGUAACCUACUUUACAAUUUCGUUAUGGCUAUGGUGUCGCUUCGAAAAGAAAAUUUGUUAUAUAAAUCAUGGGUUGGUAUAUGGUGAUAAUUAUAACGUAGAAGCUACAUAGAAUGUAGAACUGAAUACGAUGGAAUGUCCUGCGUCCUCACUUGUAAACAAACACGCGAAUCGUACGUUCAGCCGCAACGCGUCCACGUGCAAAACACGUUGCGUUUCAUACGCUGAUUUUCUUUCUCUUUCUCUCUAUGUAUAUACAUGUGUGUAUUGCGCCUUUAACCCUUUGUUAAUUAUUUUGAAGAUAUCGAAGAAAAUAAUGAAAAAUUUAUUGCAAGUUAAUUUCUCGUAAAAAUCGUCUAAUAUCGAUGUAUACAUCGCCUACAAAGAUGCAAACAUGUAAAACCUAGUGCAAGAUGUAUUAAGAUGAAAUGUACAUAUAUUGUUUCAAAUAGUUAUAUUAGUAAACCAUGAAUUUACUAGGCUAAAUGAGAGAAUAUGAUUUUUAUAAAAAAUUAUAAACGUACAUAUAUUUCCGUUUCUUACGUAACGUUCUUAUAAUAUUUUAAUUUCAUCUUUCAAUUCAUAAUUUGAAUCUUUCUUAAGAAAUAUAGAUUUCACUUUUCUGUUAAUAUAUACAUAUACAUGUACGUAUACACAUUAUAUAUAUAUAUAUAUAUGUGUGUGUAUGUAUACAAUAUCUUUAGAUAUAUAUUUGACCACUUUAAUAAAAACUAUCGAUCCCUGAGUGAUACGAUGAAUCAAAGGGUUAUAAAAUCAUAAGGAUGUAUAUGUUACAAUUUUAAUUGAUGUGAGACAAAAUGAUAAUAUUCGUGUUAAUUAUAAGCGUCCUUAGAUCUAGUACGUCUUUGAACUUGACAAAGUUAAAUUCUACGAAGUUUAGGAUUCUUGUUGAACCUCUAGAAUGCCUCGAUAUAUUCCUUAGCCCUGCAAAAUUUUUUUUUCCGAAUUCCUCGAACGCAAACUGGGAGUGGCGUCCUUCAGGCUCCUGUUUUCGUUAUUCUGUACCGAAAGCUCGGAGCAUAGUUUGCUGAUAUCGUUCGUAGCGAUGACUUCGAGGAAUUCCGUGGUAGGUGAUACGCAUUAAAUUUCACGAUCUUUACAUAUGAACGGAACGUUUUUAGCAAUCAUUUUCAAAUUCCCUCGUGUAGUGUAUCUUUCGAGGAAUACUGCAAGUCCUAAAAUUUCAUCACUUUUACCGGAAAUUACGCAAGGAAAAUCGGUUGACGUAACGAACGAACGAUGCGAUCGUUCGAAUAGCCAUUAAUCAAAAGCACAUAAUUAAAAAAGAUCUACGAACUAAUUGGGAAUUGUAGAAUUUUUACGAUAUUCUCUUAACAUUAAAAUGUAAAUAUAAUUUACGUAGUUCCGCGAUCCAAACAUUACGUACAGCGUCCAACUUCCUGUAGCGUCUAUUUACAUACACGCUUUACAGUUAAUUACGGAUUCUAAAAACUAAUGAUGUAUUAUCCGUUUGCAAUUGCUUCUUCGUUCGACGAAAGAGAAAAUAAAUCGAAUAGUAAUUCGAUCGGUGCCUCUCAAAAGGGAAAAAUGGUGACAGUGUUUUUAUAUUAUCGCUUCGUAACAUUAUAUCUUGUUAUCAUGCUAAUAAUACCAAAUACAUAUACAUCGAGCGUGAUCAUUUAACCAAACAGAAACAAACUUCAAAAUGUUCUAACGAUUGAUUUCUUUCUUCUCGAUAUUGCAGCUAGAUUUAUCGUGUGAUACCGAUGGAGUGAAAAUAUCCGACAUGCCUGAUUGGAAAAAUGAGACGUCGCAUGGCCAGCAAAUGCAAGCGUCACGCAACCAGGACCAUAUGCAGCUGCAAAAACGCGAGCAGUUGCAUCGCGACAAAUUGCAACAGCAACGGGACCGCGACAGCGAACGAGAACAUCUGCAUCAGUUGCAGUAUAUCGGUAACUUGCUGUUAGACCCUCCGCCGGCAACCAACUUCCAAGGAUACUCGCACGAUGCAUCUUGCACGCAAUCCAAUAAGAACAACAAUAUCGAUGGAGACAUGUCAAUUUCGGAUUUAUUCGGUCUGGGCUUACCCCGGGGAUCGUUAAUAGGCAGCCAGUCAACAGCUGCAUCUCCUGGUUGCCGUAAUUAUCAGUACCAAGGACGCAAUCAGGCAUCUUCUCAGCAUUAUCAGAACGAUGAUAGGAACGGAAUUUGCUCGAACUCGUCUAUCUUGGACGUUCCAAGCUCUCCAAGUUCUAUUACUACACCUGGCAGUCCUAGCACACCUGGAAGUCUGUACUCGAACCCUUACUCGUAUUCAUCUACGAACAGUAGUAAUCAGACAACAUCAUCGCCAAAGAGUCGAGGAUCCAUGCAGAAUGUGGGUUCACCCACAUCGCCCAUUCAUUCUCCUUAUUACGGAAGACCUAUUCGUGGAUCACCACCUUAUAGUGAUUGUAGCAGUCCCACUUUUGAAUAUCCUCACGUGAUGGGAUGUACUGGAUCAAGAUCGAAUUCACCAGCGGAUUCAGAUACGAGUGGUAUAAGUAGUGUAGAUGGAUCUCUGUCCGAUAUAAUGAAUUGUUUAUCAUUAAACUCAUCGUCACACGAAUGUUGCCCGCAAUCUUUGGGUUCAUUGAUGUCGCCGGAAGUGGAUUUAUGUACGAAUAAUAGAGCAACCGCAUUUCAACGAAUGGCAAUGAAAAAGUAUUUAUCAUCGCCCCAUCAAAAUUCAUCGUCGACACAUCAUCAUCAUUCACAUGGGCACAAUCGCGGUCAUCACUACGGAUCAAAUCAAAACGGCAGUUUCCUGAAUUCUUUUAUGCAUGAGAAAAAUUGUUGUUCCACUGGAAAUCAUAUGAUGGCUCUGAAUUCACCUCCGAUAAAUAUUUUAGACCCGCAGCUUUCACUCGAGCGCGUAGCGCGUUUUCAUCGGAGUGCUGCUGCACUUUGUGAUCCAACUUGUACUUGGAGUGGCAUAUUGCCGCAACGUAAUCAAAAACCAUCAGGUUAUUCAUCUAAAGUAUUCCUUGGUGGUGUACCUUGGGAUAUUACCGAAUCCCUUUUAAUUGCCACUUUUAAGCAGUUCGGUCAAAUACGAGUAGAAUGGCCAGGAAAAGAUCAGUCUGCUACGCAGCCGAAAGGAUAUGUAUAUAUUAUAUUUGAGUCUGAAAAACAGGUACAAGUAAUUCCUUGGAUUCUUGAAGACAGUAAUUACGUAAAAUCAUCAUCGCAAAAACUUGAUCCUCACAAAACAGUAUUUGUUGGUGCUCUUCAUGGCAUGCUAACUGCCACUGGUUUAGCAAAAAUUAUGGAUGAUCUGUUUCGUGGGGUUAUUUAUGCAGGGAUUGAUACUGACAAGCAUAAGUAUCCAAUUGGAUCUGGUCGUGUUACAUUUAGUACAAAACAUUCAUACAUGAAAGCAAUUUCAGCUGCUUUUAUAGAAAUAAAAACUGCCAAAUUUACAAAAAAGAUGUGCUUUCGCUACUUCUGUCGUAGUUGCUGGCAAUGGCAACAUUCGAUGGAAUCAAUGUGGCAUCAUAAGCCUUUAAUGCGCAAUUCCAAAACAAAUCAAGUGGUCGGAUUAUCGCCAAAUGUGAAUUCCUGGCCUCGUGGAAUGAAUAAUCCCACAAUUUAAGUACAGUUACUAAGCUUUUCUUUCAUGGUCAUACAU